AUGGCCUGUCCAUGUCAGAAUGACGGCAUGUGUGUACCAGAUCCCAGCAUGACUCGCGGCCAGGGCCACUAUAUCUGUGAAUGUCCCGGAUAUACGGGUCGAUGGUGUGAGCAGGAGAUUGACGAGUGUCAGUCAAACCCCUGUCACAACGGCACGUGUGUUGACUUUGUUAAUGGUUUCAACUGCACCUGUGAUUCCGACCAUGUCGGUGAGUUCUGUCAUAUCGACAUAGACGACAAGUGUGGCCUGCAGCCAUGUUUCCCUGAUGUUCUCUGUAUCAACGUUGCUGGCGGAUUUGAGUGCGGGGACUGCCCGGAAGGGUUUACAGGAAACGGCGUUAACUGUGAAGGUUAG
Messenger RNA from Branchiostoma floridae (Florida lancelet), 354 nucleotides. RefSeq names its product fibropellin-1-like. Gene Ontology annotation, cellular component: protein-containing complex; plasma membrane. NCBI's taxonomy places the organism in Eukaryota, Metazoa, Chordata, Leptocardii, Amphioxiformes, Branchiostomatidae. Bases 1 to 354 code for a protein of 117 amino acids. Gene Ontology annotation, molecular function: calcium ion binding. The transcript has a single exon. Gene Ontology annotation, biological process: establishment or maintenance of epithelial cell apical/basal polarity; heterophilic cell-cell adhesion. The record is from RefSeq and is a predicted model, not a curated record.